Cydia strobilella is the source of this 844-nucleotide messenger RNA. RefSeq names its product heat shock protein beta-1 (gene Hsp21.4). NCBI's taxonomy places the organism in Eukaryota, Metazoa, Arthropoda, Insecta, Lepidoptera, Tortricidae. Bases 132 to 746 code for a protein of 204 amino acids. The transcript is spliced from 4 exons. Gene Ontology annotation, cellular component: cytoplasm; nucleus. Gene Ontology annotation, biological process: response to heat; protein refolding. The record is from RefSeq and is a predicted model, not a curated record.
ACUGUGCGCAGGCCCGUGGCGCCGAGUCGACAACUAAUGAUCAGUGCUGCCUUGUCUGUCGCCCGUGUCUAACGCGAACUGUGUUUGUACUAGUGUUUGUUUAGUUUCGACAGUUUACAUAAACCUUGAAGAUGGCUGACAGCCUUAAGAGAAACAUCCCCAUCAAGCUCGGUGACUUUUCAGUCAUCGACACGGAAUUCUCCAGCAUUAGGGAGAGAUUCGACGCCGAAAUGAGGAAGAUGGAAGAAGAAAUGAGCAAAUUCAGAUCGGAACUCAUGAACAGAGAGAGCAACAACUUCUUCAAGAGCACAACAAGGUCUUACAACUUUGAAUCUGUUUCCUCCGGAGGAGUAACCAAGUCUUCAGAGAGCUCCACCACAUCCUCACAGCACAGUGACGGCCGACAGCUGGCCGAACCCAGCCACUGGGACAGCCUGAACUCGCCCCUCAUCCAGGACCAGGGCGACGGCAAGUCCCUGAAGCUCCGCUUCGACGUCAGCCAGUACACGCCAGAGGAAAUCGUCGUUAAGACGGUCGACAACAAAUUGCUUGUCCACGCGAAACACGAGGAGAAGUCAGACACAAAGUCGGUGUACAGAGAGUACAACAGGGAGUUCUUGCUGCCGAAGGGGACCAACCCCGAGGCCAUCAAGUCCUCGCUGUCCCGAGACGGCGUGCUGACCGUGGAAGCCCCCCUGCCGCAGCUGGCCAUCACUGACAGGAGCAUCCCCAUUCAGAAGCACUGAGUUCCAUCUAGCUAUAUAGCGGUUCAGCUUGAAAGCAGCUAUUCCAUACAUACUGUUAAUUAUUUAUUAUAAUUUACGUAAUACAAAUUAUUUAAGGA